Molecule: messenger RNA, 2046 nt
Organism: Ahaetulla prasina
Lineage: Eukaryota; Metazoa; Chordata; Lepidosauria; Squamata; Colubridae
Product: SITS-binding protein-like
Exons: 10
Coding region: 1-2046 (681 amino acids)
Source: RefSeq, a predicted model, not a curated record
AUGCCUUACAAUCAUCCUAGGAACAACCCCAGUGCAAUUCCAAAGGCGAUGUGGGAUUCUGGGCUAAAGGAAAUGAAUGAAACCUGGAAAGGAGUGAUUGCCUGCUUUGGAGUAGCGGUCUUCCUUUUGAUGACCAUUGGGAUUAUUUAUUGGCAAGUAGUGGAUCAGCCAAACACAAACUGGAUCCUGAGAAGUAGUGCCAGUGGUCUGAUUUGGGAUCGAAAAGAUCACAGUCUCAUCCUUCAGACUUUGAAAGAAGAAAGAACCUUGCUAAAGAUUCGCAUGGGAAGCUUCCCAGAGGUGGAGGUGCCUUUCAUAAAGAACAUAUGUUGGCAAAAUCAGUCUGAAUUCUGUUACACCUGGGAAGGUAUAGUCGAACUGAAGGUCUUCCUGGACUCCAAUCCUUCUCCCAACAGUGAGUGUUACAAUAUCAACUGGACUCCCCUUCACUGCCAGCUGAAAGUAAAGGAUUACUUUUCCAUGGUAAACGUCUCCUGGUAUGGAGGAGCCAGUGUCAGUAGUCAGCAUUGGCCUCUGAACAGUGUGAACAUCAAGUCCCAACCGUUCACUAUCAGUAAUCUUAGUAAAAGCCCAAAUGCUUAUGGCUCCGUCUUAGAAAGAUAUUUUUUGGGAUCUACUGGAGUAACCGUGAUGAUGGUUUCAAAUACACCAAUCUCUCUCUCAGUGGAGAGAAACAGACAUUUUUCCCUUGAAAAUAUUCCUGGCCCAGACAUGGCUGUCCUGCAGUACACUGUGUGCAUGAGUCAAAACAUCACAUCUGCUCAUCAGGAACUGGUAAGAAGUCGACUUCCGAGACAACAACGAAGGUUGCCAGAUACAGACAUACUUAGGUUGCCAGUCUGGAGAUAUUAUGGUAUAGCUGAUUCUGUGGCUCAUAUGGAGCGAGGACUGAGGUCUUUCUACAAUAAACUUCAAACACAUAAUUUUGGGGAGGGCAUAAUUGCUCUCAGUGAAGAGUCUACAAUGCUAUUUCGAAAUAUGGAUCACAUCUAUUUAUCUCUGCUAAGAAGAAAAAGGCUGCAUGCACUGAGAUUUAUCAUGAACAACUUCCGUAUGAAACCACUAAAACUUUCCAUCACUCUGUCCCCUUAUACAAGCAUCAACUCACCAAUUUUCCAAAGGUCCCUGCAAGAAGGGAAAGAAGAAUUUUGGUUGAGCCGCCAUUCUGAAUCUGGUGACUAUUCGGUGCCACUCCUCACCAAAUGGAAAGGGCAGUUUUCAGCCUGCCUGAAUGUAACCAGUCAGGCUGCAGUGCUCUGGUACCUGGGCCAGGUGAAGCUCCUGAAGCAGCAACUGGGAGCAAAGUAUGUGGUUUUUGAAGGUAGUGAAGGCAACAUAUUUAUGGACCAAGGGAUCCCACCUCCUGCAGAACUCAGAGGGGAUAAGUACAUCCGUAUUUUGGCCUCAAUAGCAACAAUGUUGGGAAAUUCAUCAAUAAUCACUGGUGGUACAAGAUCCAGCCACCUGCCACUCUUUUUCCAAAUGAAUCCACGACAAUCUGACUGGACUUACACUGGUUUGAAAGGGAUUAUUCCAUCUGUGCUUCAUUAUAGUCUUCUUGGUUAUAACUUUUUCAUUCCAGAUGCAAUAGGUGGAACACUUUCAGCUGAAUUUCUGACCGAUGAAGAGCUAUAUAUUAGAUGGCUCCAAAUUGUCACCUUUCUUCCAGUUAUGUCUUUCAGGACUCCACCAUGGGUCUGUUGUGGUGAUUGGGUGUUGAACCUCACCAGGUAUUAUAUUCAGAGACACCAGAAUUUUGUGGUUCCACUCAUUGAGAAGUACAGCAAGGAAUGGCUAUCUAGGGGGGAUCCAAUUUUUCGACCCACCUGGUGGCUCAGCCCCACUGAGCCAGUUGCCUUUACCAUUGAUAACCAGUUUCUCAUAGGCGAGGAGGUUCUUGUUGCUCCAGUAACUGAACAAGGGCAAUUCCAGAGGGACAUCUACCUACCUAGAGAAGGUCAGAAAUGGAUGGAUACCAACACUGCCCAGGUGUUUGAUGGGGGAACCUUCCUCAGGAAUUAUUAG